Aspergillus niger is the source of this 543-nucleotide messenger RNA. RefSeq lists its product as hypothetical. Bases 1 to 543 code for a protein of 180 amino acids. The transcript is spliced from 4 exons. NCBI's taxonomy places the organism in Eukaryota, Fungi, Ascomycota, Eurotiomycetes, Eurotiales, Aspergillaceae. The record is from RefSeq and is a predicted model, not a curated record.
AUGACGCUAAAAGUUCAGAUCUACAGGAUACCCAUACCCUUCCAAAUCUCAGCGAUGACCCCAGAGGCACCUCCAACCUACCUGAAAGCCGGCCUGAGUAGUGAAAGGAUUAUCGCCCUAUCUGGUCCAAUGAAGAAAACACCGCAUUUGAUCAUCCAGAGGUCCAUCAGGAUGGGUAGCGAAAGCAACCCCGCAUCAGCUUUGCGAGUGCAUGCAAUUGAGGAGGGGACGAAGCGUCGGGAAGAGACAUAUUGGAAGGCGAAUUUAGCCAAGCAGCAUCCACUGAUUACCGUAUGGAUGAGCCGGUGGCCACAAAUUCUAGUCACCAUUGUCACAUUUGGCGUCUAUUCUGGCUCUAAAUCACUCCACCAAUUCAGACGCCAACAGUGCAUUAGCUUCCGGGCCGCAUUCAACAGCAACCUCCCGGUAUUUACAGAGCUUGAUUGGCAAGAAAGGAUCUUCGGACGGCUGAGCCAAGUGUUGCUGUGUGAUACCCCACUCACACGAUCGGAGGAAUGUGAUGCCGUCAAUGUAGCGAGAUAA